AUGCGGCAAAAAGCAGCAAUAGUCAAUAGUUGGGUUUGGGGAUUGCCUUAUGCGGCGAUCACGGUGGACAACAUUCUAACCGCUCCGUGGCCGGUCAACGAGACCGUGCUGGCGUGCGUGUCCGGAAGAGCCUUAGUCACCUUGGGGCCGGAAAUGAUCUGGCUGAACAAAAGGGGGCAGGUCCGCCUUGCCGGCGUGGAACAGAGCUACCAGAUCAAAACGAGCAUGAUGGCUACAGGUGCAGGGCACGGAAGAUGGAGCUCUGAGGCCCAAACUUUCCUAGCGGCUGGCGACCGACGAGAGCGACCUGAAGCUAUGCGCGCACGUCGCAAACAAACAGGCCAGAUAUGA
Aspergillus welwitschiae is the source of this 351-nucleotide messenger RNA. RefSeq lists its product as uncharacterized. NCBI's taxonomy places the organism in Eukaryota, Fungi, Ascomycota, Eurotiomycetes, Eurotiales, Aspergillaceae. The coding region runs from base 1 to 351 and encodes 116 amino acids. The record is from RefSeq and is a predicted model, not a curated record. The transcript is spliced from 7 exons.